AUGGCAACGCUGCUGGGACGCCAUUGCACCAUGCGGCUGCUUGCGGCCAUGGUCGUGCUGCUGGCAGCGCAUGCGCGGGCGGCCGAGGAGCGUUGUCCAUGCACUCCUAGGCCUCUGUGUCCGGGCCACUACGGCACAUCGCCGCUGGACGUGCUGCAGUUCGGCGUGCUGCGGCCCUGCCCACGCUUCGGCUACUUCCGCUGCUGCCGCCAGGGCGGCGCUGCCGGCGCGCUGCCCCGCCGCCGACGGCCGGCCGUGCACGUGGUGGAGGCCGACCGUGUCACCGACGCCGGGCAGAACGAAAUCAAUCCCCGAUCACCGUCAGCGUUUACAAUUCCACUUGAAGUAGAGGAAGACAAGACUGUUUUCAAUUCCGACCUAGUCCCUCUAAAGGACCUGAAAUUGAUAUUCCAAGACGUGAAUCAGGUAGACCAGCUAGCUAACUCAAAAACCUCAACUUUGGUUUUCGAAACGCGUCCAGAAGCACCCUUCGUGACGAGCCAAGAACAGGGGCCGACCUCGGAGCAGUAUGCUCGGGAUGUGCUUCAAGUCGAACAGGAAUCUGAGCCUGGGCCUUCUUUCGAUGAGGUCAGAAGAAAUGCGCUACGUAUCACGAAUGCCAAUAUCGAACACGCUUUAACCGUCGCCAAAGUCGACGAGGCGCUAUCUAUCGGUGACGCUACUGACAGCGAAGCGGUGUCUCCAGACAGCGAACACGUCGGCGGCCAACUGGAAAUCAUCAUUGCUGACACUGGCCAUGCCUCAGCUGAAGCCGCAGCCCACGCGGAGCCCCCUUCCGUGUCCGAUGUUCAAUCGAACGCCUUUGUCUUGGACCUGGACGCAGCAAGAGACAACCCGCGUCUCGUGGCAUUCCGCGUGCGGCCGCCCGCGCGCCCCUUCUCGGGCGUGUUGCGGCCGCCGUGUGGCUGCUACACGUGCGGCACGUGUCCGGCGUCAAACGUGGCGGCAGCGCGCACCACCCCACUGCCGUGCUUCGCCGGCUACGAGCCGUGCUGCUUCCCGGAGCAGCCCUGGCCCGACUUCGUGCCGAACGACUCCGACGUGGUGGCCCCAUGCACACCGCCCGGCGCCUGCACGCGGCCGUACCAUUCGUCGGUGCUGGAUGUGGUAGUGUUCGGCCCGCUGGAGAAGUGCUUCCUGGGUCAGGUGCGCUGCCUCGACCCGCUGCUGGUGGAGUACGGCAGCAGCGCCAGGGACUUCGACGUGCUCGGCUUCCUGCCGGCCUGCCCGCGCGGCCAGCGCCGCUGCCUCGACCACGUACUCAUGGUGUACUCGCGCUUCACUGAUGACGAGGAGGUGCUGACUGGCGGCUCGAACGCCUUCGUGAACAGCGGAUCCGUGACCGACGUCGAGCGGAUACCGGCGACGGGCGAGCGCUUCCCCGCGGAGACUGGCACUGUCACGGCGUCAGGCGGCUUCAGCGAGGCGUUCCGCGUCUGCAGCCAGCAUGUGAAGGACGGCGUCAGAGCCGCGGAGAAUGGCGAGGUCGCGGGCGCUGCUGCGGCAGGCGCAGGGGAUGACCUGUCGUCUGAGCCGGUCCAGUAUGGUGAGACGUCUGUCACCAGUGGCACCGAGAGUGGAGGAGAGUACACGAUGGAGAUGAAUGGACAGGGCGAAACGGUGAUCGUCACAGAAACAAACAAUCAACCAUCGAACCUCUCGGUGGCGCUGUCAUUUCGGGCGCUCCCGGUGGACUCCCGGUCACCACUCAGCAAGGGGGAGAAGCUGCGGGAGCUAUCACCUCUGGAGCGUAAGUGUUGA
This is a messenger RNA of Pollicipes pollicipes, 1782 nucleotides long. RefSeq lists its product as uncharacterized. Lineage: Eukaryota; Metazoa; Arthropoda; Thecostraca; Pollicipedomorpha; Pollicipedidae. The record is from RefSeq and is a predicted model, not a curated record. The coding region runs from base 1 to 1782 and encodes 593 amino acids. The transcript is spliced from 5 exons.